Messenger RNA from Sphaeroforma arctica JP610, 210 nucleotides. RefSeq lists its product as hypothetical. The annotation marks the transcript as partial. NCBI's taxonomy places the organism in Eukaryota, Ichthyosporea, Ichthyophonida. The record is from RefSeq and is a predicted model, not a curated record. The transcript has a single exon. Gene Ontology annotation, molecular function: 3-beta-hydroxy-Delta5-steroid dehydrogenase (NAD+) activity. Gene Ontology annotation, biological process: steroid biosynthetic process.
GUAUACGGUCCCAGGGAUACGCUCUUCCUACCCAACAUACUGGCAGCCUCGCGCAGUGGCAAGCUGCGCAUCUUUGCAAGUGGCACUAAUGCGGUAUCGUUCACACACGUCGACAACUACUGCCACGGACUGAUCCUGGGCUACGAUGCACUCUACAAAGGGUCUCAUGCACUGGGCAAAUACUACGUGGUCACGGAUGGAGAGCCUGUG